AUGAAAUUUUCCGCCAUUUUCGCUACUUUUUCCGCCGUCGCUGCUCAGGAGGAGCGAGGAAUGCAACCGCCAAAACGAUUGGCAAAGACAUCGGACAAUUUCAAGCUCUGGCUCGAGCAGAACAUCCAAAAGGCUAGCGACCGAAGCCGAUGGUCCGACAGAAUCGACAAGAUGACUGCCAACAUGCUUUCUGCUUACGACCGAGAAAACUGCGGCUUCUACGACGAGUCCUUGACCAACGGCGGCCCAGACCCAAACCCAGAGCUCCGACCCAACGGCAAGCCACGAAAAACCUUCGAACGGCGACGACGACAAGUCGAAGAAGAUGAGCUUCGAUUUGAUGAGACCAACCCCGUCAAGGGAUUGAAGCAGAUCACCGGCAAGCUCGGACUCUGGGCCGAUCGACACAUCAACGAGUGCGGCGGUCAGCGUCGAUUCAACCAUAUCAACCGACGAAUGGAAAAAUGGGUUACCAAACUUACCGCCAAAUGGGAAGACCAAGCCUAA
Oikopleura dioica is the source of this 507-nucleotide messenger RNA. NCBI's taxonomy places the organism in Eukaryota, Metazoa, Chordata, Appendicularia, Copelata, Oikopleuridae. The record is from the annotation of a GenBank genome assembly.